Eleginops maclovinus (Patagonian blennie) is the source of this 5319-nucleotide messenger RNA. It is a transcript of the gene rab11fip1a, whose product is annotated as RAB11 family interacting protein 1 (class I) a. The transcript has 6 exons. Gene Ontology annotation, cellular component: intracellular membrane-bounded organelle. Gene Ontology annotation, biological process: regulated exocytosis. The coding region runs from base 356 to 4057 and encodes 1233 amino acids. The record is from RefSeq and is a predicted model, not a curated record. Gene Ontology annotation, molecular function: small GTPase binding. Lineage: Eukaryota; Metazoa; Chordata; Actinopteri; Perciformes; Eleginopidae.
CAUCAGGGAAGUGGAGUGUUUUAUGUAGCUGGGGCAAAACAAGGGAAUUGUUUUUUAAGAAAGCCUCUUAAAGGAAUUAGUCGCACCGCAGUGAUGUCCUGCCUGGGUUACUAGUACCCUUGUUAAGUUGGUUAACCGAGUGUUAACUUUAACUCAAGUUUUAUUCGAGACUUUAGCACUACGCAGAGGAGAGGUAAUUAUUACGACAUAAACGUGAGCUUCCUGAGGUGAAGCUAGGUAACCCAAACCACCAGAGGAGGAACACAGUGCAGGAAAAGGUUAACCAACAGAUUGGCGUGGUUAUCAUUCUAAUAUCUCGGAUUAACUUUGGGUCCAUUUUAACGAGACUUCCACGAUGUCUCUGGCCGACCAGAGCCAGACCUGGUUCCCUACGAGUGUCCAGGUAACGGUGCACCAGGCUCGGAACCUGCGUCCCAAGGGCAAGAAUGGCACCAACGACGCCUAUGCCAUCAUCCAGGUGGCCAAAGACAAGUUUUCUACCACCGUGUCGGAGAAAUGCACAGCUCCGGUGUGGAAAGAAGAGGCUUCCUUCGACCUGCCGCUCUUCCACCCGGGAAACGCCGACCGGUGCACGCUGUAUAUCAUCGUCAUGCACCGGGCUCAAGUGGGGCUCGACAAGUUCCUGGGUCAGGCUGUGGUGAACCUGCUGGACCUUCAUGACAACAAGUCCAGCAAAAAGACUGAUUGGUUCAAGCUGGUGGACAAGAGUGGAAAAGAGGACAAGGUGCGAGGAGAGGUGCUGCUAGAUAUCCAAUUCAUGAGGAACAACAUGUCAGCCAGCAUGUUCGACCUCUCUAUGCAGGACAAACCACGCUCGCGCAUCUCCAAGCUGAAGGACAAAGUCCGCGGGAAGAAAAAAGAUGGUUUCUCCGACUCUGCCUCAGCUAUUGUUCCCUCGGUCAGCAUGGUCCUCACAGACAGCGAGGGGGAGGCUGACGCACAGUCACUCAACCAGUCUCCAGGAGUUAAAAAGAAAUCAAAGCUCAAAAAACUUUUUGCUCCCAAAUCAAACUUGCAGAAAAACAUGUCACAGUCCAUGUCCACACUGGGGACUCUGCCAGAGAAGAAUUCAUCUCUCAGCAGCAGCCGCUCAUCCGGCCUCAAUGUAGAGUCUCCUGAUGUCAAAAGGAAAUUCAAAUUCCUGGGACACAAGCGGACAGGCAGCUCUGACAGCAAGGUGUCUCAGGGUGCUUUCUCCCUGCUGGGUCGCCACAAGCACAGCAACAGUGACAUAAACAGCACGUGCAUCAACGGCAGCCAUGUGUACGCCGAGGACGCAGAGCCCAAGAGUGGAUCCACUCUCAGUCUAAACAGCUCAGGACAAGGAUCUGUGGAGGAUGUACGCAAACACUUCUCGGAAGUCCCUGUAGAUGUCCCCUCCUACAAGCAAGAGUCAGACCAGAGGGCAAUACUGGAGCAACAAUGCCACCAAGAGGAGGAGGAGAGAAGGCAAUCAGAGGAGAGGCGCAUAGCAGAGGCCAAGAGGCUGGAGGAAGAGGAGAAAUACAAGAUACAGCUCAAGAGACUGAAGGAGGAAGAGGAUAUCAGAGUACAAGAGGAACGGGAGAGGAAGAGACGCUUCCUCGAGGAUGAAGCGAGGAGGAAGGAGGACGAAGAGAGGAAGAAGCAAGAGGAAGCAGCAGAAGUACAGAGGCUUGAAGAUGAGCGUCACAAAGCCGAGGAGCAGAAGCGUCAGGAGGACGCAUCCAUGAGCGACCGCCUGUCGUCUCUGUUCGGGAUGAUCAGAAAGAAGGAGGAGAAGAAGGAAGAGCCACAAACUACAGAGGACCUUCCAUCAAAAUCCCCUCGCAGCAUCUCAGAAGAUCCUGAGCAACCGAUCUCCCACCGCUCCACCAACCCGUUUGAGGACAUUUCCCUCAGCUCAAAUCCAGCAGAUAGCACAAAUGAAAGCCCAGCGGAUCCUCUGAAGUCCAGCCGCACCCCACAAACCCCCUCCGCCAUGGCCUUCCUCAACCGCACCGCUAAAGUGUCUGCAGUCAAACCCAGAUUUACUCCAUCUCUAGAGUCUGAUCCUGCUGACUGCCAAACCCCCAGUCAGCUGUGUCCUUCCCCAGAUACCUCUGAGACCACCCUCUCUAGUGUCCCAUCUGAGUCUCCUGAUACUUUUUCCAGUCUCCACUCAUCCUUGGCUCCACCCAACAUAAGCCAAAGCCCGUCUGGUUCUCCUCUGGGCAGCGUAGAGGAUUUGUCCUCUGUUGGAUCUUCACCCACCAUGGCGGAUAAGAAGAGAAGAGCCCCUGGCACACCCUCGUACUCAGGACAUGGGAGCCAUAAUGGAGGAAGUAUCGCUCCUGUCAGAGAGAUCACAAACCCUGCAUACGUAGAGGAGGAGAGGCCGCAGCAGAGCGGAAAAGUAUCCCUACCACUUCCUGAUUAUGAAAGCCUAUUUCCUCAGAAGAGACACGGAGUGCAAGGACAGACUCGAUGGGACCAUCUGAUCGCUGAGGUCAAUCAGAAACACAGGGACAGUGCAGAGAUGAGUGUGGAUGGUCCAGAGGAGCACCGGCCCAGUGUAAGGGCUUCAGUCCCUCAGGAGAGCGCUGCAAGUAGGUACUUUCAAUCCCGAUCUAAGGAUACCAAACCUAGUUCAUCCAAAAAAACAGCAGCCCCAACUCCCCCUAAAUCAGUCGCACCUCCAGAACCUCAAUCUGUUGCAGAUUCUCCUCAACGACAGAGUCAGCGUACUGCUCAGCAAUAUCCUGUGAGGCAGAAUCUGCCUGCAGUGCCAGAGAUUGUAAACACAAACAGAGAAAGUCCCUCAGUGAUGUCCAGGGAUGGGCCAAGGAAGGUGUUGCACCCAUCAACUGCAGCAACACAUGCACCCAGGCCCGCCAGCCAAAUGGACUUGCACGCACCAUUAAACGAUCAAAGACAUGUCGGCGUGAACAAUGAGAUGCCCACAGCCAAACCCAGACAGAGGGCUAGUGGAAGAGACUCAGUGCUGCAAGAAGAUUCUGCUGCAACACAUUUAAAGAGUAACCUUCAAACAUCAUCUCGUUCAAGUAUGAGCAGCGUGGACACAAAAGGCAGGCAAGCAACGGAGAAUUUCGACCCAUUCCCCAGUACUGAGCUUAUUUCCAAAGACCCGUGGGCUCCGCCAAAGGGACUCCAACAAGAAGAUCUUUUCACCGGCAGUGUGCAAAAAGAGCCGAACUUUGAGGAUUUGGGAAUGACACCAGACGAUCUUGAUUCAAUCUUUGGUCAAGAGAAACUUUCCGAUCCAUUUGCUGACUUUAACGGCAGUGGUUCUAACAAACACAGUGAGCUCAUUGAACAAAAAGAAGAUCCGAAGCAAGUCAAUCCUUCUUUCCAGAGAAAGAAUUCAAACAGAGGAAGACGAACUCCUCCGUCUACUGCCCUCUCUGUUGAUAGGUCUUCUAUGUCUCUACAAGAACCCGCAUAUAAAGCGGAGACCACCCAUCAAAGCCUCUCCGCAAGAGGUGUCAGGAGCCAGUCUAUCACGCCGAAACUUCCAGCCGAGGAAAAUACACAAAACACAUUUUACGGAGGAGAAGAUCAAUUUGGAGCUGAACCGUUUGCCUCUGCCUUGAAUACCUCAGAACCCCUUCAGGUGGUUAUGGAGGAGCCAUCGUCUCAGGAGGAGGGUUUGUCUGGGGGAAAGGCACCUUUGCGAGCAUGGGUCUCCCCGUCUGAUGUUCAGUCUGUCAGUGCUCAGAAUAGCAAUGGAGGUGGGCUAGCUUUAACUCCACGCAGGCCUCAUCCUGUGAAACCUAUGAACUUGGAGAGCCAGCAACCAAUCAGCACCCCUGCUGGGAAAGCGAUAAAGACCCGUGACAGCACACCGGGGAAGACCCAGGUGGCGUCCUCGGUGCAAAGUGGGCCGUACACUCAGCUGACGCAGGAGGAGUUGAUCACGUUGGUGGUGAGGCAGCAGACCGACCUGUCCCGCAAGGACUCGAAGAUCGUCGAGCUGGAGGAGUACAUCGACAGCUUGCUGGUCCGCGUCAUAGAGGAGAAGCCCAGCAUCCUGCAGUCCCUCACUAAACCAGUGUAAGGUACGGCUGGAGAAGGAGAGAGUCUCACUUAAGGGCGCAGUUAUGUUGGUUCUGUUUGUCACUGUGAGACACAAUCUCUACAAAGGUCUUAGAGCAUAUGCACUUUCUUAUUUCAGAGCUAAUGUCCAUUCAAAAUGCUGGAAAAUUGUCUCCAAAAACAAUCAAAUUAAGAUCUUUAUAUGAGCUGUCAUGACACUAAGGUACUGGAAUUUGCUUUAAAAACCGUGUUGCUUAAAAAUCUAUUCAACAUUUGGAUUCAUUUACUAUACUUGAUGAAGCUUGACUUGAUUUAAUAUACUAUGCUAUAUAUGCUGAUGAAAACUAUUAUUUUUUGUAUAUUAUCUUGCGUUUUUUACUCUUUACACUGGACCUUUGUGUAACUUAUUGCUGUGCGAUGAUUGAUCAUUUACAUAAACAACCAUUCCAAAUUCAUGCGCCAUCCUAUUGUGUGAGCGUAAUAUUACUCUUGUAUAAAUUAAGAUCUAACGAGCUAAUUAUUUAUAUUUCAAGGGUACAUUGGCUUUCCCCUCCAUUCUUGAGGUCUUGUUUUUUUUUUGUUGUUGAUUACUUUUGCCUUGCAUGUGCUUUUUUUACCUACCUAAAUACUACCAUUCCCCCCACUUUUAACUCACCACAGUUGAAUGUCAUCAGAGCAUCCAGUCCUUAACUGUGCCUAUUCUUGCUUUAAAAAGGGCUGAUUAAGAAAACAGCAAACAAGCAGCUGCUUUUUAGUCUACAUAGUUAGAAUAACACAGCAGGUGAAGCAUCUCUGUGUGUGUGUGUGUGUGUGUGUGUGUGUGUGUAGGCUGUGCACAUUUUAAAAUAUUAUGCAAGUGAUCAAACUCUUCUAAUAAUAAUAAUAAUGUGAGAUUUUGAUCACUGUGAUGUUUGUGUUGUAAAAUGAAACCAAGAGAUAAUCAAAGAGGAACUGUAAUAGACUUUGUGUAAGUAAUAACCAACCAGCCUUGUCUUUGUAAAUGAACUACACUAAUAAAUAAACAUCUAUGCCUUUUUAUGACACUAUUAUUUUAUGUCUUGGCAGCAAAGACUGCAAUAUUAAUCUUGAGAAUGUACAGAGUGCCUUUAAAACCUUUUUCAUGACUCUUAUGUCUGAUUUGCUGGAUUGAGAGAUCAAAAAUGUACAGCCCGACGUAUCGAAAGACGAUAAUACUACAGAUGAUGUAAAGACUUUCUGAAAGAAAGAAGUGAUGCUGAGCAAAAAGCGGUUUUAUUUAAAAUAAAGACACUCAUUAUUUCAACA